CCAGGUUUACUAGCUAAAAAGGCCAUUGAGGUAGGCCUGUCUGUUAAACCCUACAUUAAGACCAGCCUGUCACCCGGAAGUGGGAUGGUGACAUAUUACUUGAAUGCCAGUGGUGUACUGCCUUAUCUGCACAGUCUUGGGUUUGAAGUUAUUGGCUAUGGCUGUGCGACCUGUGUUGGGAAUACUGCUCCCUUGCCAGAGUCAGUUGUUGCUGGUAUCCAAAAGGGUGACCUUGUGGCAUGUGGAGUUCUUUCUGGAAAUAAGAAUUUUGAGGGUCGCUUCUGUGACUGUGUUCGAGCCAACUACCUCGCCUCUCCUCCAUUAGUUGUAGCAUAUGCCAUUGCUGGCACAGUUAACAUUGACUUUGAAAAGGAGCCUUUAGGUGUAAAUUUUGACGGGAAGGAAAUCUACCUGCGUGAUAUUUGGCCCAGCAGGGAAGAAAUCCAUCAGGUGGAGGAACAAAAAGUGAUCCCAUCCAUGUUUCAAGAACUAAGAGUAAAAAUAGAGGUUGGUCAAGUCAUGGCUGAACUACUCAGGUCAGGUGAAAAUCCAAGAGACCCUGGUUAUAUAGGAACAAGGAGCAGAAAUGUGCCAUUCAACCACUUGAGCUUGCUCUAUCAUUUAACAAAAUCCUGGCUAAUCUGAUUGUGAUCUGAAUCUAAAUGCCCACCUCUUAUUUUUGAUCCUUGCAUGAAUGGAAGCAGCUUUUGCCCUACCUACUGUGUCCAGACUCCUCAUGAUUUUUAAUGCCUCAAUCAAGUCUUCUCUCAAACGUUAAAGGUGUGGAUGGUGAAGAAUUUGUUAAAUGUGUUCAAGAAAAUUUUCUUUAUCAAUAUGUAAAUUGGAUCCCCUAAUAAGACAGGGCAAGUGACUGAAGUGAUGGUAGGGGAACACUAUGGAUCGAGUGAUCAUAAUGCAAUUUGUUUUAAAAUAGUUAUGGAAAAAGAUAAACCUUUCAUGAAAAUUAAAACUUUUAACUGGAGAAAGGCAAAUAUUAAUAGUAUGUGUCAAGAACUUUCAAAAAUUGAUUGGAGUGGGCUGUUCACAGGUAAAGGGACAUCUGAUAAAUGGGAGCUUUCAAAAGUGUG
Messenger RNA from Rhincodon typus (whale shark), 1088 nucleotides. Its product is annotated as iron-responsive element-binding protein 2-like. The record is from RefSeq and is a predicted model, not a curated record. Gene Ontology annotation, biological process: citrate metabolic process; tricarboxylic acid cycle. The coding region runs from base 85 to 645 and encodes 186 amino acids. Gene Ontology annotation, molecular function: iron-responsive element binding; 4 iron, 4 sulfur cluster binding; aconitate hydratase activity. The transcript has 4 exons. NCBI's taxonomy places the organism in Eukaryota, Metazoa, Chordata, Chondrichthyes, Orectolobiformes, Rhincodontidae. Gene Ontology annotation, cellular component: mitochondrion; cytosol.